UAUAUCAUAGGGUUUUGUUUCAUAUUGGAAAACUUGAAAAAAUAUGUUUGUCUUAACAGUAUUAUUUUUUGUUAUCAUUUCAGCAAAGCUUACAUGGAAUAUCUAGCUUGUCCCAAGAUGACAGUGGACCUUUUCUUUUAGUGUCUUGUAUGGAUAACCGAGUUUAUCUGUGUGACAAUCUUCAACUUGAAAAAGGGCUUGUACAAUCUUUUUCUGGGGUUGGAUUGAAUAUUUUUGUCAAGGCUGCAAUUAGCCUUGAUGCAUCCAAUGUUGUCUGUGGUUCUAGUGAUGGAAAUGCCUAUGUUUGGAAGGUUACAUUUCUUACUUUUAAUGAGAUAUUGCAAGUUGGAUACUUAGGUUGCAUUUGUUAUGGAAUUUCACUGAACUUUAAAAAUUCAGGUUGACAAGUCUCAGGAAUAUCCUACCAUUUUGAAAAGUCAUGAUGGCAAAGUUACAACAGUUACUUGGUAAAUUGGAAAUCUAGUUGGUUCUAGUUCUCUUUAUUUAAUGUUUCUUUCUAGGCGAAAUCUAGGGUAGACCACUGCAUGUGAAUGGGUGGACUAAGAAAUAAAAAGACACUUUUCAUAUAGUUUUCGCACCUCAAUCAUCGAUCCAACCAUGGCCAACCAGCAAUUAGUCUACACCCUAAUCGACCGCAGCAAAAUCACAUCUUGCUCAAUUUAAUCACUCUUCCGAAACCCCUCAACCCUAAUCAAACCCCAUUGCUUCGCCAUGACCACGAUUACCGCAUCUAAGGUUUCUACAACGGAAUACUAUGUUUGCCCAAUGUUCUCUAAAGUUACGUCAGAUUAUGGAACCCUCAUCAUCACAUACUUUUGCAGACCACCCUUCCUACUCCACCUUCGACACCGUCACACACCCUCUCCACAGUUGCGCCUCUCUCGUUGAAAACCCAACCAGAUCAAACCCUUGAAACCCUAAUCCGAUUCCAUAAAUCCACCUCGUUUGCAUCGACUUUUGUGGUGGCAACUAUGACUGGAAGUCCUUGAUGAGUGGGUAUGCAAUGAGUGUGUUGUGGAGAGAAGGACAAGUGAUGGUCGUUAAAUCCA
This is a messenger RNA of Cajanus cajan (pigeon pea), 1070 nucleotides long. RefSeq lists its product as uncharacterized. Gene Ontology annotation, biological process: proteasome-mediated ubiquitin-dependent protein catabolic process. Gene Ontology annotation, molecular function: protein binding; protein-macromolecule adaptor activity. The record is from RefSeq and is a predicted model, not a curated record. Lineage: Eukaryota; Viridiplantae; Streptophyta; Magnoliopsida; Fabales; Fabaceae. Gene Ontology annotation, cellular component: nucleus.